AGUCAGUCAGUCAGUCAGUCAGUCAAAACGCGAAUCCUGCUUUUUUAAGCGGUUUUCGCCACAUCUACCGCUCAUUUGCCAUUCGUGUCAAGCACUGCUGACAAAAUCAAACCGUUAUGUCGUUGAUGAAUUUUGGCAGUUGGCCUUUGUGAUCACAGACGGGAAGCAAACCACAACAGGAAACUACACCAGACUUUCGGAAGCCUCCCAAGGAAUUAAAAACAAGGGGAUCACUGUGUAUGUUCUUGGUGUUGGCAAUGGAGUAGAUCGAGCAGAGCUGGAGGAGAUCGCAUCCAGGUCAGACUACGUCAGUGUAACUCCAUCAUUUCAAGAUCUCCUAUCCAUCUCUUCGGGGAUAAGACAGCUAUUUUGUGCCGUUCCAACGCAAGCACCCAUAGUGACAACACCUCCAGACCCAUGCGUUACGGAUGGCUGCCGUGCUCCAUACAAUAUCGGUUGCCGUGUAGUGAACAAAACAGCACAGUGUAUUUGCCCUACAUGUCCUAACGUACGUAGGCCUGUGUGUGCAUCGGAUGGUGUACAAGACCUCAGCGAGUGUCAUCUGAAGCAACAGGCUUGUGGGAUGGAUAUUGCUGUCACUGUUGCAAAGCAGGCACCGUGUGAAAAAGAAUGCAGCACCGUUGUGGAUAUCGCCUUCGUCGUUGAUUCAUCCGGAAGUAUUGGUCGCAGCAAUUGGGAAAGAGUAAAACGGUUUCUCAAAUCCUUGGUCAGCAAAUUGGACGUUAGUCCUUCCGCAACGCACUUAGCUGUUAUAUCAUACAGUACCAAUCCCAAGGUAGAGCUGCGAUUUAAUGGCCUUCAAAAUACCGACGAGGUCAAUCGAAAGUUUGACGAUAUGCUUUGGCAGCGUGGCUUUACCUACACGGAUAAAGCUCUCCAGCUUGCGGACAGAGAUCUGUUCCAGAUUUCAAACGGGAUGAGAUCAAGCGUGCCAAAGCUCGCCCUCGUCAUCACAGACGGAAAGCAAACAACAACAUCAUCUUACACUAGACUUUCAGUGGCCUCGCAAGGAAUGAAAACUAAAGGAGUUACCGUAUAUGCUAUCGGAGUGGGUGCUGGAGCUGAUCGAGCAGAGCUGGCAGAGAUUGCUUCCGGAUCAAAAUACGUUUACACUUCAACCUCAUUCAAAGAUCUUCAGAACAUCGCGCCAACAAUAAGAAAGCGUCUGUGCCAAACACCUACCCAAGCACCACAAGUAUCGACACCCAUGAAGCCAGAUCUUUGUGAGACUCGAGGCUGCAGUGCUCCAUACAACAUCGGUUGCCGAGUAGUGGACAGCCAACCGCAAUGUAUUUGUCCCACUUGUCCCAACAUACGCAGGCCAGUUUGUGCAUCGGAUGAUGUGCAGGAUCUGAGCGAGUGUCAUCUGAAGCAACAGGCUUGUCUGGGAAACAUACCUGUCACUGUAGUGAAGCAGGGACAAUGCGAUAAGGAAUGCCGCCCCGUCCUGGAUAUUGCUUUUAUUGUCGACUCAUCUGGAAGUAUUGGACGCAGCAACUGGGAGAGAGUGAAGCGAUUCGUCAAAGCAUUAAUAAGCAAACUUGACGUCAGGAACUCUGGCACACGCGUGGCAGCUAUAGCAUACAGUACCAAUCCCGAAGUGGUGACCAGAUUUAGAAGCUAUCAGGGGACGGACCAUGUUAAUCGACUGAUUGACACGAUGCGGUUUCAGCGUGGCUUCACCUACACGGAUAAAGCACUUUUACUUGCAGACAGAGAUCUGUUUCAAAGAUCCAACGGGAUGAGAUCAAACGUGCCAAAGUUGGCCUUUGUGAUCACAGACGGUAAGCAGACAACAACACAAGCGUACACGAAACUUUCGGAGGCUUCAAGAGGAAUGAAAAAUAAAGGGGUCACAGUGUAUGCUGUUGGCGUUGGUAGUGGGGCAGAUACUGCAGAGCUGGAAGAGAUUGCCUCCGGGUCAAAGUACGUGUACACAUCAGCAUCAUUCAGAGAUCUGCAGAACAUCACUCCAAAAAUAAGAAAGCGCUUGUGUGGAGCAGCAGUUCCUACCCGAACAACGACAGUAACCCCAGCUCCUACAACGCCAGAUCCUUGUGUCGCGCCAGGAUGCGAUGCUCCGUACAACAUCGGAUGUCGGGUAGUUGACAAUAAACCACAGUGUAUUUGUCCUUCUUGUUCCAAUACCCUGAGGCCUGUUUGUGCAUCGGAUGAUGUACAGGACCUGAGCGAAUGUCACUUGAAACGCCAAGCUUGUCAAGGAAACAUUACUGCUACUGUUGCAAAGCAGGGACCAUGCGAUAAAGAAUGUCGUGCCGUUGUGGAUAUCGCUUUUAUAAUUGAUUCAUCUGGAAGUAUUGGUCGCACCAAUUGGGAAAAAAUGAAACGAUUCCUUAAAGCGUUGGUCAGCAAGCUUGAUGUGAGCCCUUCUGCCACACACAUAGCAGCUGUCUCAUACAGUACCAAUCCGGAGGUGGUGUUAAGAUUCAGUGGGUUUCAGGGCACUGUCCAGGUUAACCAGCUACUAGACAGAAUGCGUUUUCAGCGUGGCUUUACCUACACAGACAAAGCGCUCCUUCUCGCAGACAGAAUCCUGUUUCAAACGUCAACCGGAAUGAGAUUAAGCGUACCAAAGUUCGCCAUUGUGAUCACAGAUGGAAAACAGACAACGACACUGCCUUACACGAGACUUUCAGAAGCUUCGCGAGGAAUAAAAAAUAAAGGCAUUACUGUCUACGCUCUUGGAGUUGGCAGUGGAGCCGAUCGAGCAGAGCUGGAGGAGAUCGCUUCUGGGUCAGAGUACGUUUUCACAUCUUCGUCAUUUAGUGAUCUCCAGAACAUCGCUCCAAGAAUUACAAAGCGAUUCUGUGCCGUACCAACACAAACGACUACAACAGCCCCGACGCCUACAACCACAGAUCCAUGUGUCACUCAAGGCUGCCGUGCUCCAUACAAUAUCGGCUGCCAAGUAGUGGACAACAAAGCACAGUGUAUUUGUCCUUCUUGUUCCAAUAUUCCAAGGCCUGUUUGUGCAACGGAUGGUGUUCAGGACCUAAGCGAGUGUCAUAUGAGACGACAAGCUUGUCAAGGAGAUAUAACGGUUGCUGUUGCAAAGCAGGGACCAUGUGAUAAAGAAUGUAGCACGGUUGUGGAUAUCGCUUUUGUCGUUGAUUCAUCUGGAUCUAUUGGUCGCACCAAUUGGGAAAGAAUGAAACGAUUUCUGAAAACAUUAGUCAGCAGACUUGACGUCAGCCCAUCCGCCACACACAUAGCAGCUAUAGCAUACAGUAACAGUCCUGAGGUAGUCAUGAGGUUUAAUGGUAUUCAGGGUACAAACCAGGUUAAUCAGUUGCUUGACAGGAUGCGUUAUCAGCGUGGCUUUACCUACACGGACAAAGCACUCCUUCUUGCGGACAGUGAUCUAUUUCAGUCUUCCACCGGAAUGAGAUCCAAUGUGCCCAAGUUGGCCAUUGUGAUCACAGAUGGGAAACAGACAACAACACUACCUUACACGAGACUUUCAGUAGCUUCACUAGGAAUAAAAAAUAAAGGCGUUACUGUGUAUGCUCUUGGAGUUGGAAGUGGAGCAGAUCGAGCCGAGCUGGAAGAGAUUGCAUCUGGGUCGGAGUACGUUUUCACGUCUUCGUCAUUUAGUGAUCUCCAGGACAUCACUCCAAAAAUUACAAAGCGAUUCUGUGCCGUACCAAAACAAACAACAACAACAGCCCCGACGCCUACAACCACAGUGCCAACACAAACGACAACAACAGCACCGACACCUACAACCACAGAUCCAUGUGUCACUCAAGGCUGCCGUGCUCCAUACAAUAUUGGCUGCCAAGUAGUGGACAACAAAGCACAGUGUAUUUGUCCUACCUGUUCCAAUAUUCCAAGGCCUGUUUGCGCAACGGAUGGGGUACAGGACCUAACCGAAUGUCAUCUCAGACAACAAGCUUGUCAGGGAGAUAUAACGGUUGCUGUUGCAAAGCGGGGACCAUGUGAUAAAGAAUGUCGCACCGUUAUGGAUAUCGCUUUUGUCGUUGAUUCAUCUGGAUCUAUUGGUCGCACCAAUUGGGAAAGAAUGAAACGAUUUCUGAAAGCAUUGGUCAGCAGACUUGACGUCAGCCCAUCCGCCACACACAUAGCAACUAUAGCAUACAGUAACAGACCUGAGGUAGUCAUGAGGUUUAAUGGUAUUCAGGGUACAAACCAGGUUAAUCAGUUGCUUGACAGGAUGCGUUAUCAGCGUGGCUUCACCUACACGGACAAAGCACUCCUUCUUGCGGACAGUGAUCUAUUUCAGUCUUCCACUGGAAUGAGAUUCAAUGUACCCAAGUUGGCCAUUGUGAUUACAGAUGGGAAACAGACAACAACACAAUCUUACACGAGACUUUCAGUAGCUUCACGAGGAAUAAAAAAUAAAGGCGUUACUGUCUACGCUAUUGGAGUUGGCAGUGGAGCCGAUCGAGCAGAGCUGGAAGAGAUUGCAUCUGGGUCGGAGUACGUUUUCACAUCUUCGUCUUUUAGUGAUCUCCAAGACAUCGCUCCAAGGAUUACAAAGCGAUUCUGUGCCGUACCAACACAAACGACAACAACAGCCCCGACACCUACAACGACAGAUCCAUGUGUCACUCAAGGCUGCCGUGCUCCAUACAAUAUCGGCUGCCAAGUAGUGGACAACAAAGCACAGUGUAUUUGUCCUACCUGUUCUAAUAUUCCAAGGCCUGUUUGCGCAACCGAUGGUGUACAGGAACUGAGCGAGUGUCAUCUGAGACGACAAGCUUGUCAGAAAGAUAUAACGGUUGCUGUUGCAAAGCAGGGACCAUGUGAUAAAGAAUGUCGCACCGCUAUGGAUAUUGCUUUUGUUGUUGAUUCAUCUGGAUCUAUUGGUCGCACCAAUUGGGAAAGAAUGAAACGAUUUCUGAAAGCAUUGGUCAGUAGACUUGACGUCCGCCCAUCCGCCACACACAUAGCAGUUAUAGCAUACAGUAACAGUCCUGAGGUAGUCAUGAGGUUUAAUGGUAUUCAGGGUACAAACCAGGUUAAUCAGUUGCUUGACGGGAUGCGUUAUCAGCGUGGCUUUACCUACACGGACAAAGCACUCCUUCUUGCGGACAGUGAUCUAUUUCAGUCUUCCACCGGAAUGAGAUUCAAUGUACCCAAGUUGGCCAUUGUGAUUACAGAUGGGAAACAGACAACAACACUGCCUUACACGAGACUUUCAGUAGCUUCACGAGGAAUAAAAAAUAAAGGCAUUACUGUCUACGCUCUUGGAGUUGGCAGUGGAGCCGAUCGAGCAGAACUUGAGGAGAUUGCAUCUGAGCCAAGCUACGUUUUCACAUCUUCGUCAUUUAGUGAUCUCCAGGACAUCGCUCCAAGAAUUACAAAGCGAUUCUGUACCGUACCGACACAAACGACAACAACAGCCCCGACACCUACAACCUCAGAUCCAUGUGUCACUCAAGGCUGCCGUGCUCCAUACAAUAUCGGCUGCCAAGUAGUGGACAACAAAGCACAGUGUAUUUGUCCUACCUGUUCCAAUAUUCCUAGGCCUGUUUGCGCAACGGAUGGUGUUCAAGACCUAAGCGAGUGUCAUCUGAGACGGCAAGCUUGUCAGGGAGAUAUAACGGUUGCUGUUGCAAAGCAGGGACCAUGUGAUAAAGAAUGUCGCACCGUUAUGGAUAUCGCUUUUGUUGUUGAUUCAUCUGGAUCUAUUGGUCGCACCAAUUGGGAAAGAAUGAAACGAUUUCUGAAAGCAUUGGUUAGCAGACUUGACGUCAGCCCAUCCGCCACCCACAUAGCAGCUAUAGCAUACAGUAACAGGCCUGAGGUAGUCAUGAGGUUUAAUGGUAUUCAGGGUGCAAACCAGGUUAAUCAGUUGCUUGACAGGAUGCGUUAUCAGCGUGGCUUCACUUACAUAGACAAAGCACUCCUUCUUGCAGACAGUGAUCUGUUUCAGUUGUCCAACGGAAUGAGAUCCAAUGUGCCCAAAUUGGCCAUUGUAAUCACAGAUGGGAAACAGACAACAACACUACCUUACACGAGACUUUCAGUAGCUUCACUAGGAAUGAAAAAUAAAGGCGUUACGGUGUAUGCUCUUGGAGUUGGAAGUGGAGCCGAUAAAGCAGAGUUGGAGGAGAUCGCAUCUGGGUCAGAGUACGUAAUCACAUCAUCGUCAUUUAGAGAUCUCCAGAACAUCGCUCCAAGGAUAACAAGGCGAUUUUGUCAAGAUUCAACACCAACAACGAAAGUAACAAAGACACAAGCACCAACCACAACACCAGUCACUCCUGAUCGUUGUGAGACCCUGGGCUGUCGUGCUCCAUACAAUGUCGGAUGUCGUGUGGUGGACAAUCAAGCCCAAUGUAUCUGUCCUACUUGUCCCAACAUAUCAAGGCCUGUUUGUGCAUCAGAUGACGUACAAGAUCUGAGCGAGUGUCAUCUGAGACGACAAGCUUGUCAAGGGGAUAUGGUUGUUUUUACUGCGAAGCGGGGCCCUUGUGAUGCGGAUUGCAGUCCCCUCGUGGAUAUUGCUUUUAUCAUCGAUUCAUCUGGAUCUAUUGGGCGCACGAAUUGGGAAAGAAUGAAACGAUUCAUUAAAGCAUUGGUCAGCAAACUUGAUGUCAGCCCAUCAGCUACGCAUGUAGCAGCUGUAGCAUACAGCACCAAUCCUGUGGUUGUGAUGAGGUUCACGGACGCGCAGGAUACGGACGAGGUGAAUAGAUUGUUUGAUGGAAUGCUUUGGCAGCGUGGUUUUACUUACACGGACAAAGCCCUCCAGCUUGCAGACAGAGACCUGUUUCAGACUUCAAACGGCAUGAGACCAAAUGUAGCGAAGAUAGCAAUUGUCAUCACAGAUGGGAAGCAAACUAAAACUGGUGUAUACACCAGCCUUGUUGUAGCGUCAGAAGGUAUCAAGAACACGGGCGCUACAGUGUACGCUAUUGGAGUUGGAAACGGAGUGGACAGGAAUGAGCUAGAAGAGAUUGCGUCGGAUUCUGAGUACGUGUUUACAUCGUCUUCAUUCAGGGCACUACGGACCAUUGCACCGCGGAUCCGAACUGGAAUAUGUGAAGAUCCCGAAGCCAAGUACUCGGCCAACGUUAUAUUUGUGAUGGAUUCGUCCAGCGAGACGGCUUCCACGUAUAACACGGAAAAAGACCUCAUCAAAUCCCUUGCAAGAUACCUUAACAUCGACCCCCAGGGAACCAGGGCAGCUCUCAUUGUAUUCAACGGCCGGCCUGUGGUAAUCUCCGACUUUGAAAGCUUCAGAUCAGCUUCUGCCUUCGAAUCCGUCGUUGAUAACGUUCCUCACUAUGGAGGAGACAGGAGUGUCAGUGAGGCUUUGAGAACUGCUGCAGGGAUGUUUCCCAAGUCCCCGUCUUCUGUUUCCAAAGUUGUUUUCCUUGUGACAUCUGGGAAGCCACUGCAAAACGAGGAUUGGAAUUCAUUUGGUGACGUCCUUAACAGGCUAUACGCCCUAGGUGUGAGGACGUACGUUGCUCUGAUUGGCCCAUCUCCUAGCAUUCCAGACUUUAGUUCCAGUUUGGAAAAUCCAGAAAACGUGUUUUCCAUACCUUCACGCAGCGAUAUUCCAGAGCAGAUCAAUCAGAUCGGAAGUCAGGUGUUGACGGACUCUGUGAGGCCAUACGAGUUCAAUCUCACGAUGUACGUCUUGUUCGUCAUCGAUUCGUCCGCUGAGGUGACGCCUUCCAACUUUGGACUAGAAAAAGAAUUCAUAAAAUCCUUAAUCAGCCAACUGAACAUUUAUCCAGCCGACAGCGGUUCUCGAGUCGGUAUUAUGGUUUACAGUGAUGGCCCGACAAUGGUCUUAGAUUUCCAAAACCAGGAAAGCAAGUCCAGUCUAGAGACGAUCAUCGACAACCUUCCCCAUUUGAGAGGUGCCAGGCGAAUCGACAGAGCUUUGAAGGCGGCAACGGACGCCCUGAGGGACAUCAAUGUUGAUCAUCCAAAGUUUGUCGUAUUGGUAGCUGCAGGUCGACAAACCGAUGAACCAGGUUCACAAACAUUUAGUGCUGCGGUAAAACCGCUCCAUCGUACUGGAACGAAAAUUCACGUAAUGGCAGUUGGAGACAAGGUUGAUCCCAGUUACUUCCAAGGGGACGGUAAAAACAAAUCCAGUGUUAUAUCUGUUCCUUCCUUCCUUGAUCUGGCACAAGGGGCGGAAAGGCUCUCGACUGACCUUCUGGUUGACUAUGUUGCCCCUCGGGAACCUCAAACUGCUACACCAAGCCCAACGACGGCAGAAGAAACUACUCCAUCAGAAAUACCAUCGACAACGGAACCAAGGGAAACAACUACUGUUCCUGUGAAAGUGCACGGGGGCUGGGGCCCGUGGGGUGGAUGGAGCAAAUGUACCAAGACGUGUGGGUCGGGGAUGCAGACUCAAGAACGCAGAUGUGAUAGUCCCACACCAGAAAAUGGCGGAAGGCCGUGCAAUGGACCCCGACUACAGUCCCGUGCUUGCAAUACCAGAAGUUGUCCUGUGCACGGCGGCUGGGGCCCGUGGGGUGCAUGGAGUACAUGUACUAAGACGUGUGGGUCGGGGACACAGUCUCAAGAACGUAGAUGCGAUAAUCCUAGACCACAAUAUGGCGGAAGGCCUUGCGAAGGACCAAGACAGCAAUCCCGAGCAUGCAAUACCAGGAAGUGUCCAGAUGCACCUCCUUCUUCAGUGGACAUCGUGUUUCUUUUAGACACAUCAAACGGUGUCACCCAAAGCGACCUUAGACAACAGAAGGACUUCGCGAAACUCGUGGCUAAACAGUUUGGCAUUGCUCCUAGUUCCUCACACGCUGCAGUAAUCAGUUACAGCGACAAACCAAUACUGAUUGGUGGAUUUUUUGAUUAUCUUAUGGGCAAAAGCUUUGAGGAUAUCGUAGACUCCGUGACCCUUACUGGAGGUAGGAGAAAUAUUCAGGAAGCUCUUCAGCAAACACAGCGACUGCUUACUAGUGCGCGCCCCGACGUUCCACGAGUGGUCUUCCUUAUAACGUACGGACAGCAGGCGCGCGAGCUUGGAUCCCAGCGACUUCGGGAGAUGGCAAAAAGUGUCAGGGACAUGCGUGCUGUCUUGUAUAUCAUUGGUGUAGGUGUCGAUGAUAAUGAUCCGCAGUUGCAGCCGGUUGUGGAAAGACGGAGUGACUUUUUCGAGAUUCCAUCCUCAAGCGACUUAAAUUCCUACGUGCAACCCAUUGCGUAUUAUGUCGUUUCCAGAACUGAUACUAGUGCACCAAAGGAUUACAAAGCUGAAGUGAUCUAUGUCGUGGAUUCGUCCUCUUUUGUUGGAUUAGACAACUAUCAGACAGAGAAAGAUUUUGUCAAAUCUUUGGCGCGCGUGUUAAACCACAGCCCCGAUCAUACACAAUCUUCAGUCAUCAUAUUUGAUUCCUUCCUUGAAACACCGAUUCGCAUGGGAAGUUAUAGAGAACUUGGUAGUUUUUCGGAAGCUGUCACCAAUCUUCGGUACCUUGGCGGUUCCAGCAGCCGACUAGAUUUCGCUCUAGCAUUUGCUACGAGAGGCUUCUCAACUAAUCGGCCCGACGUACCUAAAAUAAUCAUCGUGAUUACCAACAAAGAUCCGCCAAAUAGAGGGCCCAUUGAUUCGUUAGCCGGUAUCAUUCGACAGGAAGGCAAGGCUGUGUACGUCAUAGCUGUUGGAAACGAGGCCGAUUUUCCGAACCUUCAAAGACUGGUUGUUCGACCUGAGGACAUGUACACGCCGAAGGCGUUUGCUGAUGUGAUGAGCUACGUUCCUUCAAUUGCUUCGAACAUUUUAGCACAGACAGUUCCAUCUACCACUGCUGCAACCACGGCAACAGAGCCUUCCACCACUGUGAUGACGGAUGUUACCACACCAACCAUACCAGCCACAACCGGAGCUGUAACCACCCCCGAACCAAUAACCACAGCUGCGACACCUCUACUAUCUACAACAACAUCCCUGCCAAAACCAACACCAAAAAAGCCUGGCGCUUGUCCUACAAAAUACACCACACCCUGUCCCAACGAUCACCUGUGUGAACACGACCGCCAGUGCCUCGCGGAUGAAAAGUGCUGCAAACACUCUUGUGGAUUUUUGGCCUGUACAAAGAUGGUGCAGCUUAAUAAACCAGGGUCUUGUCCUUACCUUCCACGGCCAUCGUCAUGUUCUUCUCGACCAAAAGAGUGCAACUAUGAUACUGAUUGCAGUGGAGACCUCAAAUGCUGUAACAACGGCUGUGGGAAGAUCUGCGUCUCAACCGACUACACCCCACCGCCUGAUCCCUUCAAAGGAAGGUGUCCACCGUAUUCGCCAAAUAAAAAAUGUCCAAGCUCAGUUCAAGAUGAAUGUACAUGUGAUUCUAACUGCGAUGAGGAUGAUGGUUACAAGUGCUGCUUUGACGGGUGUCGACGGUUGUGCAGGAAGAAAGCUGAACCGUCAUGCGUCCAAGGGGUUGACGUUGCCUUCCUAAUGGACUCGUCGGAAAGUAUCACCGACGAAGAUUUUGAACGGGAAAAGAAGGCCGUGAAGGAGAUAGCUCGAAAAUUCUUAAAAGCCUCGCGAAAAAGCCGAGCUGGUGUCAUCAUGUAUAGCGGUAGACCAGAACUAAGCAUUGACUUCAGAAGUCAAAGUUCCUUGGACACCUUUCAGUCUGAGGUGGAAGCCCUGUCACACAGACGUAGUAAGACAAGGAUAGAUCUUGCCCUUCGUUAUGCUGCGGAUUCUCUGUUUUUGAAUCGGCGUCCUUCUGUGAUCUCGAUUGCUGUGGUGAUGACCGACGGGGUGCAAACACCCGAACCUAAUGUCGAGCCUCUUGGUAAGGCUGUGGUACCUCUGCGUUCAAAGGGGGUACGCGUUCUCGCGGUGGGCGUGGGACCCAGGGUGAACCGGAGUGAGUUGGAGGAAUUGGUUACCAGUCAGGAGGAUGUUUUCAAGAUGAGCUCGUUUCAGGAAUUACUGGACAAGUCUGAUAAGCUUCUGGAAGCCGUCUGCCCACAACCACCAGGUCUCAUUGGCACAACACCAAGAGAAGCAACCACUGCAAGCACAACACCAAGAGAACCAACCACCGGAACAACUUCACCAAUACCAACGACGCAGUCUUCCACAACACAUUCGUCAGUCAGUACGACUCCUAGCGAACCCGACCCGAAGUGUGACCAGCUUUUGGAUAUUGUCUUCGUGAUGGACUCUUCGCGGAGUAUCGACGCGCCACAGUAUCAGCAAGGGAAAAACUUUGUCAAGAGACUCGCCUCCAUUUUUAAUGUUGGAGCGGGAAGUCGAGCAGCAGUGAUCAUCUACAGCGACGAUACGCAGCUGAAGAUUACUUUUGACCAGUACAAUAACUUGGAUAACUUCCUGUUGGCAGUCGACGAGUUGCCCUACCUUCAGAAGCGAACGAGAAUUGACAAGGCGCUUACUAUGACCUCUCGAGUACUACAGCAGGCCAGACCAGGCUUCCCGAGUGUGGUGAUCGUCAUGACUGAUGGACGUCAAACACGUGAUCCAGAUGCAGUUGAUCUCGAUGUCGCCGCCGACCCUAUUCACCGUCAGGGCGCGCGUGUGUUGGUGGUUGGGAUCGGACCUGAAAUAUCCCAGUAUGAACUUCGUUUGAUUGCGAAAGAUUCUUCAUAUGUUUUUACUGUCCAAUCAUUCGAGGGCUUGAGAAAGGCUAGUCGUGAUGUGGCUGCUUCUGCAUGUGUCAAUCCAGGAAUAUCAACGACGGUUAGUCCCAUUGGUCAGUGUCCAGAGAUAUCCGAUCCUCCUGGUGGCUCCUGUUUUACCUACAACCACACUUGCCUGUCUGACGAACAGUGUUCCUCCGGUUUCCUUUGCUGUUUUGACGGCUGUCGGCUUACAUGUCUACCGUCUGUGGGUGAAGUAACCGGUAAUUGCUACCGUUGUUAUUGUUGUUGUAGUUGUUAUGGCUACAUCUGGUUAUUAGGGCAACACGAGUACAAACUCUCGUCGUAUAAAUGUAAAUACCCCAAGAGGUGUUUUUUCUUAUUGCUCAGUUAGAGCCAGUAUUGGCAAUGUCGUUUCAGCUUUCAGCUAUCACCUAAUGACAACAACAAGAAAGGGCCUGCAUUUAGCCUUCCCUUGCUCUUACCACCUCUUUAGCAAGGCUUAAGUUGCCGUUUAGUCCUGCAGAAAAAUGCUUUGAGCUCAAGAACACUCUAAGGCGAUGUUUGGACCGAAAA
Orbicella faveolata is the source of this 12186-nucleotide messenger RNA. RefSeq lists its product as uncharacterized. Gene Ontology annotation, molecular function: peptidase inhibitor activity; protein binding. Gene Ontology annotation, cellular component: extracellular region. NCBI's taxonomy places the organism in Eukaryota, Metazoa, Cnidaria, Anthozoa, Scleractinia, Merulinidae. The record is from RefSeq and is a predicted model, not a curated record.